This is a messenger RNA of Cyprinus carpio (common carp), 5377 nucleotides long. RefSeq names its product GTP-binding protein REM 2-like. The transcript is spliced from 6 exons. Lineage: Eukaryota; Metazoa; Chordata; Actinopteri; Cypriniformes; Cyprinidae. The record is from RefSeq and is a predicted model, not a curated record. Gene Ontology annotation, molecular function: GTPase activity; GTP binding; calcium channel regulator activity. Gene Ontology annotation, cellular component: plasma membrane. The coding region runs from base 267 to 1181 and encodes 304 amino acids.
AUUGGGAGCAUUCAGGUAACGACUGGAAUGAAGAGGCGUGUCUACAGUGCGGGGGCGGGGCUACACGCUCUCAUCUGAAAAGCCACUAUUAUACUGUAGAGACUUGAAGGGACUCACAGGUGUACAGUAAUACACUACAGCAAUGUGAUGGCAUACGAGUCGAGUGUAAUGUAAGAAUCCCCACCGACGCUUGUGCAGUGUUUGACGCUCAGUGACAUGACAUGGACGGCGGAGUGUCUCACUGAAAGCAGAUGAAUUGAAGAACGAUGUCGGACCAGGGUUAUGGCUUAUCUUUAUCAGCUGCGCCCCCGCUUCGCAGGGGCAGCACCCCCCUGCCAAUCAAGCAUCAGCUGAGGCGAGAGGAAGCUGUGUCUGAGGAUUAUGAUUGGACGCCAGGACUCGAUGAGCCUGCUACUCCGCAAAUCAGCGUCAGCACUAUCCAAGAUUCUCCUUCACCGAAACCGCAGCAGCAAAAGUACCACGGACCCCUUCGGAUAGUACUACUGGGCCAAAACGGAGUGGGCAAAUCCUCUCUAGCACUUUGCCUUGCUGGACUGUCAGACAGAUCACUCUCUAUAGACUCUGAAACCCAAGCAACCGAUGAGGGUUACCAGCGGCGAGUGACCGUGGAUGAUGAGGACAGCACAAUUUUAGUAUAUGACAACUGGAAACAGGAGCUGUCCACUCUGCAGUGUGAGGUGUGCAUCCUGGUGUUCUCGUUGACGGACAGGCGUAGCUUCCACCGGAUUGCUCAGCUCCGCCUACUGUUGAGGGAGUCGCUGCCGCACACUCCCAUCAUCCUAGUGGGCAACAAGAGUGACCUUGUGCGCUCCCGUGAGAUCAGCACAGAGGAGGCACACUCCAGCGCAAUGAUGUUUGGCUGCCUGUAUCUGGAGCUCUCCGUCUCUCUGGACCACCGCACUAAUGACCUGUUAGAAGCGGCUGUGAGAGCGGCCCGGGGCCACAACCUGGGGCCCGGCUGGACGGAGGGGUCCCCCACGACAGCCCGCCGAGAGAGCUUGACCAGCAGGGCCAAGCGCUUUCUUUCAGGGCUCGUUCCACACUCCCGCCUCGGUCGAGACCGGGAGGGCGGGAGAGACAGAGACCUCAGCAGACACAGAGGAAGUAGGAUGCUCAGGCAGAAAUCACGUUCUUGUCACGACUUUAGCGCUCUAAUGUAACCGAAAACGACUGAGAGAGAGAAGGUGUUAAAGGAGGUUAGAACAGAAAUUGAAGAACUGGAUGAAAGAUUGACAGGUGAGGAGAUAAGACCACUUCACAGAGGAGAUAAUUCUCCAGAGAUAUUACCUAAACUAGUAUGUGUGAAAUUAGUUGUUUAUACCAGUCUCUCAGUCAUUGAACUUGACAAUGGUGCAGCGAAACCAAGCAGUGUAUAAACUAUCCUGACAGAAUAUGACCUUUGAGGUUGGGAGAGGCCUGUAAACAGACAGACCCACGUAAAUAUAGCACUGGAUUUCAGUAUAAUGAGUGGAUCAUGCUGGCUGUUGCAGGCUGUUAGUGAUAGAGUAGCUCCUGUAGUAGAAGCAUGCUAGCACGGCACAGAUGCAGAACUGUAGUAUAAGACCUGUCAUUUAAAAAAAAUAAAAAAUUAAAAAAGAGAUACUUUAGUUAAUGCAUGGAUUUAGCAUUUUAGCUUUUCUCACUCUACCUGCACAGAAAUUGCAUAUUUUCAGGUUUAGGUGAACCAAAUAAAGUGAUUUAAACUGAAGCAUUUAUUGAAAAACUUAUAUUGGUUGAUAGGGCUGCACGAUAUUGGGAUAUUUUGUUUUUCCACUGUAUGAAAAAAAUCACUAGAUAAUUUGAAUAGCUAUAUUUGGAAAGAAAGAAUAAUUGUAAAAUGAUUAGGCUGAUUUUGUUGAGGAGUGCAUUUGCUUUAAAAAAGAAAAAAAAAAAAGAAAAAUUAAAAUGCUGAAAAUUUACUUUUUACCCCGAAGACUCCCAACCCCCCCCCCCGCGUGUAAACCAUCAGAUUUGAGAAAAAUUUAAAGAUUUCGGUGUACUCUUUAGUUUUCAUAGGUCAUAUUCCCACUGUUGUUGACCCAUUUAAUCUGAUUAUAAAAUAACAAUAAUUUAGAUUUAUUGUGGUUAUUAUUAAAUAAAAGUGUUAAAAUAAAAACUCUAGAAUUUAAUUAAAAAUAAUUGUAUAAUGACUAAAAUUACCAUGCUAAUAUUUAAUUAGCUUCUUCAUUUUAAACUAUAUUUAAAUAUAAUUCGUAGUAUGACUGUAAAAUUACAAUGCUAAUAUUUUAAUAAUUUCUUCCUUUUAAACUAUACUUACAGUAAAUACACUAUCUUUAAUAAAUAGUUUAAUAUGCUUAAUAUUUUAAACUAAAAAUAUCAAGCUUUUAUUUUGGUGGAUGACACAGUGUUGUGCUUCACUCUGAAACAUGCAGCGCAUAUAUUUAUUAAAUUAAAUCAAAGUCCUGGCGAUUUGAUAAUACUGAUUACAAUUAUUUCAAUAUACCGUGUAGUCCUAGUGGUCAACUACUAAUCUGAAUAAGGUCAAUGGUGGUUAUGGCUUUGAGAAAACAUUGUGUCCCAACCAGAUUUAGUGUCAUGUAGCCUGGCAUGUCCAGAAGAAAAGAAAAUCUAACUAUCAAUGUAAAGUUUAUUUGUUCAGAUUAUACUGUAAUAGUAGACUGCUAUGUAAAAAUGGCAAAUAACAGAAAAAAUAGUAGAAUAUGUGUUAAAACUUUGAUCUCUUUUUUUUUUUUUUUUUGAGGGCAGUGAUCAAGAACAACGCUCUUGAGGAUCUGUUGUUCAUUUGAUGCCACUAACCUGGAAAAUCUUUGCAGAUCCAGUGAUUAGUUCCUCCUCAAAAGCACUCGUUGGUGCUUUGUAAUUUGCUUUAAUUUUAAUCACAGUAUCAAAGCCAGUGUGAAGAUACUUGAUGUUUUAGACACAUUUUUAUGGAACCAAUGAGAUCUCAUUGUGGGCUGGGCUAUUUGGCUUUACAGCAUAGAAAUUAAAACCAAGCAACUGAUAAAAUAUUGCUUUAUGCUAUCACAUCUGGCAAGGACAUGGUGCUAAUCACAAUGUGAACCAAACUUAUGACAAUUCCUCUUUCAGAGAAAAUGUUCUUGAUGUACAAUGUUCAGUGAUGCACAUCAGGUUUAUUGGCUAACCUCAUGCAAACCAUGGAUGUUUUUGACCCCCGAGUGAGGAUGUGUAUGGCACCCAAGAAAUUUGCUUUGAGACUAAUCACAAAGCAUUGUGCAACAUAUGGCGCUGAAUCAGCACAGAACUGUGGAGGAAUGGUAAUGAUAUUCACAUGUUUUUUUUAUUUUUAUUUUUUAAUUGUUCUAGUAUAAACAGCCAGCCAGUUGCGGUAAUUGUGAAUUCUACCUUCAAGGGUCUUGUUAACAAGCGGAAUAAGCACUUGCUAAAAUAGUUUUCAUAUGCAGUUUCUUUAACGUGAUGAACGAUUUGAAGUGAAAAAGUGGCGUACAGCUGAUUUAACAUCCUUUAGAAAACACAUACUCCUGGUUUGUGGUUGGAAUUAAUUGGCUUGUCGUAAAUUUGGAGAACAGGAAGAAAAUACUCAAACAUAAGCAAUGUUUGUGAUUAGGUACUGAUGAUUUUCUCCCUCAAACAAUUAUUAGUGAAAUGUAAUCUUUGACGCACAGUAAUGACUUCAGUCAAUCAGGCCUAAAGUACAUACUCAGAUAUUCACCUACUGUAUAAUGAAGUCUUAACCAUAGGGAGGCCCGCCGAGAGCAUAAUCACAUACUAAUUGAUUGUUUUAAGAUGUAAUGGGACAUUUUGCAAUAUAACAGCAAAAUGUUGUUGUUCUUCUGAUAUUAACAUCGAUUUUUUUUAAACUCUUAAUUAUGUGCACUCAUAAUUAAACACAGACCUGUUAUUUAAUGAGCCUAAAAUAAGAAAACAGGCAAUAUUAGGCAAUCAGUGUUGGCAGGGAAAGCAGAUUGGUCUGUAGAGAGCGCUUUGAUAAACUCCCUUGAGUCAGACAGGGCAGACUCUAGAGAAUAUGUACAUACCGUUGAACUAAUUUGACACCUCUAUAAUGAAAGCAAGCCAUCUUCACACUCAAUUCUGUAUGACAAGUGAAUAAACCGGCUGUCUCUUAUUUUCCUUUAUACGGGUCAAUUGUAAUAUAUAGUAUUUGGAAUUUAGUUGCACGCAGCUGAAUGCAAGUCUCAGAGAUUGAAAAGACACUUUCAACCAACGCCAUAAAACCCUGGGUUCAGGUUAAAACUGUACUUUAAAUUUCCUCUCACCUCACUUUCCUAAAUGACUUGUCACCAAAAAGGACCAGAUGUUAGGACAAGCAAUAUUGAGAAUGGCACACUUUGUCAUAUAGUCUUAAAGCAUGUAAUGUCUUUUUCUCAUGUUGUCUUUAUCAUGAGAGACUUACUGUGAUUUCACCAAAUAGGACUGGUUGAUAGUGAUUGGUUGAUAGGAAUUUUGGUAAUUUCAAACAAUAUAUUAGUUUAGACCCUUUCAUAUGACUUGCAUCAGGGCUUCAAAACAAGCGUUAUAAGCCGCUUUGACAUAAGAAGUGUGGCAGAAAGCAUCACGGACAGUGUACUUAGAUCUGUAAGUGAGAUCUUAGGGUGCCAAUGAAAAAAAAAAAAAAAAAAACGGGUAAAAAAUUAAUGGAAAAAACUAACCAUUUAAAAUGCAUAUACUUAAAGUCUUGACAUUUUAUUCAAUUGCUUUGUACUUUAAAAGGCUUCUAGGGAUGCAGAAAUCACUGAGAUUCUUGUACCUGCAAGUCUGGCUAUAAUUGUCAAAGCUUUGAAAGGUCCGCUAACAAGGUCAAAAUUGAAAUUGUGUGAACUCUGAGCACCACUGAUACUUCACUCCAUAGAGUUCAGUGCAUUGAGUAACACUAAUGCAAAUAGUUUGACAGGGUUUGAACAUCAUUCUUAUCAACCCAUCAUUUGCCUCUGAGUUAAUGGUUAGGCUUAGAACUAUGUUUGUUUGUUUAACAAUAAUGUUCUGUAAAUUGUUGUAGCCUUAUUGUGAGGGUUACCACAAAUUACAUCCAUUAGGUGAUAGGGCUGAAGCUGUAUGAGUGUUUGAGGAUGAUAUCAUAUUUUGAGCCAUAAGAGGAGACAAAUAGCCCACAGAAAUGGUCAGGUUUUGUUCUGUUUUCACCUCACAUUUUAGACCCGUCAACACAUGAUCUCAUGAAAUCCACUGAAUAUGCCAUAGGACCAAGCAUUUCUGUGGGGGCUGGCCACACAGGCUUAUGCAACAACAACGUAAACACAACGUUCUGGAAACGUUCUGAGGUCAAACAUGGCAGCACCAUUGACUUGCAUCUCACUAUUGAUGAAUGUCAUCCACUAUGUCUUUGAAAAUGAGAGAAUAAAGACAAUUUGUUAUGAUA